Messenger RNA from Stylonychia lemnae, 885 nucleotides. NCBI's taxonomy places the organism in Eukaryota, Ciliophora, Spirotrichea, Sporadotrichida, Oxytrichidae. The record is from the annotation of a GenBank genome assembly.
AUGGUCAAGUUCUACGAAGAUUUCAACUCUAACCUUUCAGACCUACUUAAUAAGAAGUUCGGAGGAGAAGGGUUCAUCGCUAAAGUCAAGACUUCCCACAUUAAAGUGAAAGGCAAUGCAAGCAUUAAGGAUGCUACCUCAAAUAUUUCUUCAAAAUUAUCAUACAAAAUUAAUGACAAUGUUGAUACCAGUCUCACUGUGAGCACCCCUCACCACUAUCUAUUGAAACUCACUACUGACUUCAAGGACCGUUUCAAGGAUUCAGCAGCAAAGUUGACCGGAUUCAAGAUUGAAGCUGAACUUGGGUGCGAUGAGCAUACUCACACUUACCCAACCACUUUCCACAGUAACCUUAAAUUCAACAAUAAAGUUGGCUUACACACCUAAGUCAUGACUGAGAAGGGCAAUAGUCUCUUAGCUCAACUUGAUAUUUAUGCAAAUAUUUACAAAUAGAUUUAUGGAGGUGGAGAAGUAAUUUAUGAUGAUAAGGCCAAAUCCCUUAUUCUCAGUAAAUAUGGUCUCUUCUAUAGAUUCAAUAAGGAUUACAAUGUCGCUCUUGAGUAUUCUCAAGAAGGUGAUUUGAAGACAGUUCAGUCAUCCUUCUACCACAAUGCCAAUCCCAACACUGCUGUUGGUUCCAGAUUUGUUCUUGAUUUGGACACUCAGAAGAUUGGAGUUACUUCAGCUGUGCAGCACAAACUCGAUGAAGCUACCACUUUGAAAGCUAGAGUUGACAAUCUCGGUACCCUUGAUCUCGCUGUAACCAGCAGAAUAAGUGAAAAUCUUACAGCCACCUUCUCAACUGGUAUGAAUGCUAGUGGAGUUCUUCAUGGAAAAACUCAUGAUGAAUCCUACUCAGGCCUUCAAUUCAGUUUUAAUCUCUGA